GGCUGGGCACAUCACGCCCACCCCUCGGCAUGGAGAGCCAGCGGCUCUCCUCCUACGGCCGCCGCUUCGGCCCCGCCGCCCCGCUGUACCGGGUGCUCCCCGCCAGCCCCCCGGCCCGGCUCCGGGUCCCCCGCAGCAUCCUGCUGGGUCCCCGCGCGGGCUCGGGCAGGAUGGACUUCUCGCUGGCUGCGACGCUCAACUCGGAGUUCAGGGAGACGCGCACCAACGAGAAGGUGGAGAUGAUGGAGCUCAAUGAUCGCUUUGCCAGCUACAUCGAGAAGGUGCGGCUGCUGGAGCAGCAGAACAAGGUGCUGGUGGUGGAGCUGAACCGGUCGCGGGACCAGGAGCCCUCGCGUCUGGCCGACAUCUACCAGGAGGAGCUGCGGGAGCUGCGGCUGCGUCUGGAGCAGUUGGGCACUGCCAAGGCGCGGCUGGAGAUUGAGAGGGACAACCUGGCAGAGGACCUUGGUGGCCUCCAACAAAAGCUGCAGGAGGAGGUGACGCGGCGGCUGGAGGCCGAAGGCAGCCUGGCUGCCUGCAGGCAGGACGUGGACGCCGCCGCCUUGUCCCGCCUGGACCUGGAGCGGCGGGUGAGGACUCUGCAGGACGAGAUCGCCUUCCUGCACAAGGCCCACGAGGAGGAGCUGCGGGAGCUGCAGGAGCAGCUGGCGCGGCAGCAGGUGCACGUGGACGUGGACACCAGCAAACCCGACCUGACGGCCGCCCUGCGCGACAUCCGCAGCCGCUACGAGGCCAUGGCCACCAGCAACGCCCAGGAGACCGAGCAGUGGUACAAGUCCAAGUUCGCAGACCUGACGGACGCGGCCGCCCGGCACGCAGAGGCCCUGCGCGCAGCCAAGCAGGAGGCCAGCGAGUACCGGCGGCAGCUCCAGGCCCUCACCUGCGACCUGGAGAGCCUGCGGGCUUCGAACGAGUCGCUGGAGCGGCAGCUGCGGGAGCUGGAGGAGCGCUACGCGCUGGAGACGGCCGGCUACCAGGACACGGUGCUGCGGCUGGAGGAGGACAUCCGCGGGCUGAAGGAGGAGAUGGCCCGGCACCUGCGCGACUACCAGGACCUGCUCAACGUCAAGCUGGCCCUCGACAUGGAGAUCACCACCUACCGCAAGCUGCUGGAGGGCGAGGAGAGCAGGAUCACCAUCCCUGUGCAGAGCUUCUCCAACCUGCAGAUCCGAGAGACCAGCCUGGACACUAAGUCCGUGUCAGAAGCCCAUGUGAAGAGGAGCAUCGUGGUCAAAACCGUGGAGACCAGGGAUGGAGAGGUGAUCAAGGAGUCCAAGCAGGAGCAGAAGGAGCUGCCAUAGGGUGGCCGAGCCGCAGCGCCGCACGCUUGUAGCCGCAGCUCCGUAGGUCCCGUCCAACGCCGCACAGGAGCCCCCCGGCUGGGCACGGUGCUUGGGGGGAUCUCCUGCCCACCCGUCACUUCUCCCACGUCACCCCGAGCUCUGGGCACUGUGGGCGCCCUGCUUGGGGCUGGCAGAGCCCUGUCCCCUGCCCCGAUGCUGCCUGUCCCCACGGCACCCCAGAUCUCCGGCUCACCAGUGGGAGAGAGUCCAUCCUGGUUCAAUGCCCGUGCACCAUCUGGACAAGAUGACGGUGCCAAGAGCAUCUCUGCCCGCAUCCCACCUCACUGCCCACCCUCUGGUCCCUGAAUGUCCCCAGUGCACCCAGGCCCUGAGCACCCAUGUGUGGGCGGCUGCAGGGUACUGGCUGGUGAGGGACGUGUCCCUGUCACCGAGCGCUGGGUGGGCUCAGCCAAGAGGCACAGGGAGGAUGGAGAGGCAGGGUGGUGUCAGGAUGUGCCAAAGGUGACAAAAUGGGAUAACGAGGGGCCAUGGGGACACUGGGGUGUUGGGGGGGGUGUGUGGGGUGGGAGCAGAGGGGGGCACAGCAGGCUGGGCGGCCUCAAGGGCUUCUCCUGGCACAGAGGUGCUCACGGUGAGGGGACACACAGCCAUGGGCCGGACCCCUUGCCUGGGGGGUCCCACGCAGGUGAAGAUGGAGAGGAGGAGAGUGCGGAGGAGGAGGAGGGUGCUGGGGAACCCGCGGGUGCUCUCACGGCUGACGGUGCCUCCUGUGACCCAGGAGUGACAGGGAGGACCGACGGGACCAUCCCGGUCCUGCCUGAGCCCCCAGGCUCACAGCAGCAGCCGCGGGGACAGGGACCAGGGCUGCCCCGUCACAAUCCACGCACGGAGCCCAAGCUCCCCCUUGGGCAUGUGGGAUGGGGUCAGAAGAAAUCCCUUGUCCCUGGGCUACAUGUAGCCCUGUCCCCUCAUUUGUCCCCCAGACCAGCACAUGCCACCACCCACCCAGCACCACCGCCCAGCCGGGGGUCCCCACAGCCCCGUCCCCACCUUCCAUUUAGCUACUGACCAUGAGCGAAACCUGCCCUGACACCCCAAAACAUAGCAGCAACCACCCAGCAGCUUCUCAUACCCUGUAAACCCUUUGGGGUGAGCACACGGGUGCCACUCGGAUGUCACUGCCCUUGUCACCCCUUGUCCCCCAGCUCAGGCGCUUUGCUGACCCCAGAAGGGCUGUGUCUGGGGCGGGAGACGCGGGUGCUGCCCAGGUUUGGCACCCAGAGCUCCGGGGGGCCCAGUUCCCCACCAGCAGCCCCUGGCUGGGGCUUUGCAGCCCACAGCUGCUCAAUUAACGCACUAACGCCUGCGGCAGCCCGAGAUGAGAAAUAAAGCUAACGCAAGCGCUGUGCUCCCGCGA
This is a messenger RNA of Columba livia (rock pigeon), 2742 nucleotides long. RefSeq names its product glial fibrillary acidic protein (gene GFAP). NCBI's taxonomy places the organism in Eukaryota, Metazoa, Chordata, Aves, Columbiformes, Columbidae. Gene Ontology annotation, molecular function: structural constituent of cytoskeleton. The record is from RefSeq and is a predicted model, not a curated record. Gene Ontology annotation, cellular component: intermediate filament; cytoplasm; cell projection. The coding region runs from base 30 to 1322 and encodes 430 amino acids. The transcript has 9 exons. Gene Ontology annotation, biological process: regulation of chaperone-mediated autophagy; intermediate filament organization.